This is a messenger RNA of Ambispora gerdemannii, 1545 nucleotides long. Lineage: Eukaryota; Fungi; Glomeromycota; Glomeromycetes; Archaeosporales; Ambisporaceae. The record is from the annotation of a GenBank genome assembly.
AUGGCUGUGAGAAGCUCUGACUUGAAACGCGAGAGUAUAGAACUGCACAUGGACGCUUCUUCUAAAGUUACAGAGACAAUCAACAACAACGUGUCUUUUGCAACUAUUUUUGUGGCACGCUUCGAUACCAAGCAUGGAAAUAUCAUUGAAUGGCAGUAUCCUAAAGAUUUUGAUCUUAAUGGCGUGGAAUUUUCGGCGAUGCCAAGUGGAUUACAUCUAAUGAAAAAAGAUAUCAUAUAUUUCGUAAGACCUCCAUAUAUCGGCCUGAGUGUCUACGAAAACAUUCCUACCUUCGAUCAGUCCCAAGAUCGUGGUGCUCACAUGGCAGCCGUCGGAAUACUAGUUGCGAAAACAUCUGAAACAGAAAUAUACGAUCAACCUUGGAGACACUUGGAAUUUUUACAGAGUCAGGUCAGGCUCCAUGUAAACUUGUCAAGUGACUAUUCUGCACUAGAACGAUUCUUUAGUGAGCAUGGCAGUUUGAUAAAUAGCUAUGAUGGUGAUAAUGUUACUAGCGGCCCAUCGUCAUCUUCAUCAAAUAACGAAUCUUCAGCGUCGAUGAUGGAUGCCACUAGCAGCAAUGGAAUAAUCGAUAAAAUGAAUCAUCAAGAAUUGUCAAAUUCGUCUUCGCAUCCUGCCCAUCAUUUUUCGAGUUUCAUACGACACUUUGGCCCUUCGAUUUUUGUUCUUUGGAAAGCGGCCAUACUAAAUAAACGUAUACUGUUUUAUUCAGCACCACCUGUUGAGAUUGGGUGUUAUUAUGUAUAUGGUACUUGCCAACUAGUAAACUUUUCCGACAAUAUCAAACAGAUAUUGCGUGGCAGAGACAGUGCGGAAAAUAAUCAACUACAACCGUUGUUUAACGUCGGUGUACAUGAAAUCGACAUGAUAAAAUUGAUGAAAGGUGGAUUUGUGGCAUGUACAACAGAUCGAAUAUUCCAAAACAAACAAAAUCUAUAUGACUUGCUAAUUAAUUUCUCGUCAAAGGCAGCAGCAUCAUCGUUAUCAAACUCCCCUUUUUUCUCCUCAGUCACCACCACCACAUCAAAAUCUUCUUCAUUUGUUCCUUCGCCUGAUCCUUCGUUGUUAAUGCAAAAAUUGGUCAAUUUAAAUUCGGCCGAUUUUCAACGUUACCGUGAUCUGUCAAAGUUGCUUGAGUUACAUGACGACAACAAUAACGAAGAAAGAUGGAGGCCGUAUAGUCUGAUAGAGCAAUGGCAGUUAACAUUAAAUAGAUGGUGUGGAUAUUUCAACACGUUGACAUCAAAUCUUCUCAGUGAACUAAACUCUAUGAUCACCACAAUGAGCGUUUUCGAAUCCGACAAUGAUCAUCUCAUUUCCAUAUAUCCUGAGCACAUGAACACAUUGGGAUUAGACGCACGAACAGAUAAUCUGUUCAUUAAAGAACUUUGCAGAAUUUAUUUUGGAAAAGAAGUUCAGGUGGUUGGUGGAAGUGAGGGCAUGAUCGAAACUAAUUUACUCACUCUUUUAUAUAAUACUUUGUGGACGAUUGUGGAGAUGAUACUUCGUUGCUUUCGAAUAUAA